Messenger RNA from Schizophyllum commune H4-8, 1679 nucleotides. RefSeq names its product polysaccharide lyase family 1 protein. Lineage: Eukaryota; Fungi; Basidiomycota; Agaricomycetes; Agaricales; Schizophyllaceae. The transcript has 9 exons. Gene Ontology annotation, molecular function: pectate lyase activity. The coding region runs from base 290 to 1258 and encodes 322 amino acids. The record is from RefSeq and is a predicted model, not a curated record.
GCUUCUGACCACCAUCGUGUCUCGUGCUGCUUCCUCAAUAUCAUCCGCUCACUCCAGCUUUCGGGGCAGCGCCAUGUCUAAACUUGCGACACAGGCUCUCACCUUAUAGCUGGGCUGAGAACGAACCUGCGCGCGUGAGGCGUUGGCAUGCUGGUAGCGGGCAGCGGCCCGCACUCUCCCUGACAGCUGGCUUCUCAUUCCCCCGCGAUUCAUGAAGCUGGUCGUAUAAAUGUCUUUGCCUGCAUAUCCGAACGCUUAGCACCUCCAGUAUCUCUGCGCCUCAUCUGACAUGUACCUCCUCGUCGUCCUCUUAGCUUCCUUACUCUCUUGGACCCACUAUGCCGCUGCGCAAGACGGGUACGCCACCGAGAACGGAGGUGUCACUGGCGGCUCUGGCGGUACUACUAUUACUGUGUCGUCGGCUGCGGCCUUCGAGACUGCUAUCGUGCAAGACGAGCCCACCGUCGUAUACCUCUCGGGACCCCUCGAGCUCGACGACCGUCUCAAUGUCGCUAGCAACACCAGUAUAUUCGGGAUAGGUUCGGACGCAGUCAUCACCGGUGGUGGGCUUCGCAUCGAGGACGCGUCAAAUGUCAUCGUGCAGAACCUGGUCAUCAAUAAGAUCGUAGGCGACGAUGCCAUUAGCAUCCAAGAAAGCACGAACGUAUGGAUCGACCACAACGAGUUCUUCUCGGACACGGAUCACGGAUUCGACUACUACGAUGGGCUGCUGGACAUAACACACGGCUGCGACUUCAUCACGGUGUCGUAUAACUAUUUCCAUGAUCACUACAAGUGCUCCCUGAUCGGCGCAGAUCCUGACAACGCUGACGAAGACACCGGCAAAUUCCACAUUACCUACCACCACAACUACUUCAAGAACAUCCAUACGAGGACGCCCGCCGCCCGCUUCGCCCACGUCCACUCUUACAACAACCUUUUCGAGGAUAUCGUAUCGCAAGGAAUCCACUCGCGCUCGGACGCCGAAGUGCUCAUCGAGGGCAACGUCUUUGUGAACUCAACCGAACCGCUCUCGACAUACGGAUUCGUCAUCCCAGACGACUCGCCGGAGGACCCCGAGGGCGACUACGAGCCUGAUGGGUACGCGAACUUGGGCGCAGACAAUGACUGGGGCAGCGGCGAGAUCAAUCUCACGCAGACGGGGACCUUCACGAGCGUACCGUAUGCGUACACGCUUACACCACUUGACGAAGUGCAGGCGGCGGUGCAGGCCGGGGCAGGGGUAGGCAAGUUGUAACGUCGCCUCAAGUGAGGCUGUCGCCAGGGGACUUGGGCUUGCCGAGCGCAUGGCAGGGACGACGGCGCCUUCGAAAGGCCAGAUAUGAAAGACCUCGACCAUGCCUCUCUACCGGGCCUGUCAAUCGAUGCCGAUGAAACGGCCAUGCCACUCUGCACUAAUAUGGCCAUUCCAUUGUCCGAGUCAGACAGCCGUGCGCCGCAGUCUGUAACCGAGCCGGGACCCGUGGUCCGAUCAAUGUCUCCGAGAUGCGAGAUGGUUCGCUGGCCUUUUGCGCGUGCAGAUCACUGCCGAAUCGCCGGGUGAUUGAGAACAAUGCAAAGAGAAGACGUACUUUCGCGCGUGUGGCAAUGGGCUUUCGAUUGUCGGGCGUGGUCCCACUCCCCUUGUUCUGUAUCUGAGCUCAUUCAUCCCAUCUGAG